AUGCUCGACAUCCGAGUCCUUGCCCAUCUGAAGGUGUUCUCCACUGUAUACCUGCAAGUCGCUGGUGCAGUCCUAGCUGCGUAUGUUGCUUGGAAGCUAGGGCGCAUCAUUGCCGCGCCGUGCAGGUCUAGCCUGCGCAACCUGCCAGCCCCGCCGUCUCCUAGCUGGCUCUAUGGUAACCUCAAAGAAUUGACGGCUGCCGAAGCACGCCCGCUCCACGAGAGCUGGGUAGAGCAAUACGGACACACUCUCACCUACAAGGGCUUGUUCAAUGCGAACGUAUUGUAUACUGUCGAUACGAGGGCCCUUAACCACAUCCUCAGUCACUCCGCCGAUUACUGGAAGCCACCGGCUGCCCGAUACGGUUUGUCCACAGUGGUCGGAAAAGGCCUGGUCUUUGUCGAGGGCGAUCAGCACCGGCAGCAAAGACGCGUCAUGAACCCAGCGUUCGGGCCAGCUCAGAUAAGGGAGCUCACGGAUGUCUUCGUGCUGAAGGCCAUCGAGCUCGCCGACUACUGGAAAGAUCUCAUCUCCGAGACCGGAGAACCCGCGCGCGUCGAAGUCAUCGAGGGACUGUCCAAGAUGACUCUCGACGUGAUCGGCCUCGCAGGAUUCAAUUACGAAUUCGACGCGCUGAACGUUGACGGUAAGACGAGCGAGCUGCAUGCUGCCUUCAGAGUGAUCUUUGGCAAGGCGACGAACGCGCCGUCUGUCUUUAGCUUCCUCAGGUUCCUGUUUCCACCUCUGCGGUUCAUCCCCACCCCUAGUGGGAGACGAGCUAACCGAGCCAAAGCAAUCAUGCGCAACGUCGGCCUGCAGCUCAUCCGUGAGAAGAGGGCGGACAUCACUGGCUCAGCCAGCCACGGCGAGAAGGCAGACGAGAAGCAUGUGGACCUAGAGAGCCGCGACUUGUUGACGCUCCUCAUCAAGGCUAAUGCGGGCUUGGACAUCCCAGAGAACCAGCGGCUGUCUGAUGAGGACAUCCUUGCCCAGGUGCCGACCUUCCUCGUCGCCGGGCACGAGACGACGAGCAACGCCACAGCCUGGGCGCUCUACUCCCUUGCGGUCGCGCCGGAGAUACAAGAGAAGCUGCGCGAGGAGGCGUACAGUCUCCCCACGGAGAACCCGACGAUGGACGAGCUGCAGGAGCUCCCGUACCUCGACGCCGUCGUGCGCGAGACGCUGCGCCUGCACGCGCCCAUCCCGAGCACGCUUCGCAUGGCGGUCAAGGACGACCUCAUCCCGCUGAACACGCCGUUCACGGACGUGCAUGGGCAGGUGCACGAUGCUAUCAAGAUCGACAAGGGUACCACGAUCGACGUACCCAUUCUUCAGCUGAAUACGUCUAAGGUUAUAUGGGGGGAGGACGCUCACGAGUUCAAGCCCGACAGGUGGGAGCACACGCCUGAGGCAGCGCAGCACGUCCCGGGUGUGUGGAGCAACAUGAUGACCUUCCUGGGAGGUCCGCGCUCUUGCAUCGGCUUCCGCUUCGCCUUGGUCGAGAUGAAGGCGUUGUUGUUCACGCUCAUCCGCACAUUCGAAUUCGAGCUUGCCCUGCCAAAGGAGGAAAUUGUGCGGCAGCGAGCAGCGAUCCAGCGCCCGAUCGUCCGGGGCGAGAUGGAGAAGGGCAGCCAGCUGCCGAUGCUGAUCAAAGUGCACAAGCGUGUCUGA
Molecule: messenger RNA, 1671 nt
Organism: Rhodofomes roseus
Lineage: Eukaryota; Fungi; Basidiomycota; Agaricomycetes; Polyporales; Fomitopsidaceae
Product: cytochrome P450
Exons: 14
Coding region: 1-1671 (556 amino acids)
Molecular function (GO): oxidoreductase activity, acting on paired donors, with incorporation or reduction of molecular oxygen; monooxygenase activity; heme binding
Source: RefSeq, a predicted model, not a curated record